This is a messenger RNA of Acipenser ruthenus (sterlet), 3931 nucleotides long. RefSeq names its product rap guanine nucleotide exchange factor-like 1. Gene Ontology annotation, molecular function: guanyl-nucleotide exchange factor activity. The record is from RefSeq and is a predicted model, not a curated record. Gene Ontology annotation, cellular component: plasma membrane. NCBI's taxonomy places the organism in Eukaryota, Metazoa, Chordata, Actinopteri, Acipenseriformes, Acipenseridae. Bases 978 to 2921 code for a protein of 647 amino acids. The transcript is spliced from 15 exons. Gene Ontology annotation, biological process: Ras protein signal transduction; positive regulation of GTPase activity.
AGCGGAUUUUAACCGUUAACACUGCUGCCUAGCUGCUGCAGCCGCGGCCGAUGCUGUUGUAAAUAUAUAUAUUAAUGAAGAAAUACAGCUGCUCCUCCUCCUCGUUUGUGUGUGUAAGACGAGAGGGAAGAGUUGUCAGCCUGCCAGGACGGUAGCUGCUGUGCUAGCCGGUCUGCAUCAGUCUGAAUUGAAACCCGAUCUCCACAGCAAAUGUGGGAGGCGCCAUGGGCACGCUUCGACUCAUGAGGUGCCGGGGGAGAGAGACAGUGAGGGGAACACCAACACUGCCAGCUAAUAUCCAUUAGUCACUGAAGAUCAGAAAUCAAAGCACAGCUUACCUGUGCAAAGGGAAAGAAGGAUACAUACAAAACAAAGCGACUGGCUCCUUGCCGGCUUGAACUGCCACGCCGCCGUGUUCCAGCGCUUGGAUUUUUUUAAAAAAAUAUUUAUUAUAAUUUUAUUUCAGUAGUAAUAUAGGCAGCAAACAGCAACAGACUGUUUUAGAAGCUCGUGUUUUUUGUGAUUGUUUUUUUUUUUUUUUUUAAACCGCCCACUCACUGUCGCUGCAUGGAAAAGGAAAGCCUGGUCCGUGCCGGAAUAACUAAGGCACUAAAACUCAAGUAAACACGCGAUGAGGAACAAGAAGGGACGUCAAGUGAAAGAUUAUUAUCUGGGGUAAAAAACCGGUUCUGUACAAUAGAACGAGCGCUGUGCUGGUUUAUUAUGUAGUGUUUACUUGACGCCAUAGUAGAUACAGUAUAUACCGUUUUUUUUGUUUGUUUGUUUUUUAUGGACAAUAAAGUGGGUUCCACAAACGUUUUUCCGUGAGAACAUCAUCUAAAUUGAGGAUUUAUUAUUAUUAUUAUUAUUAUUAUUAUUAUUAUUAAUAAUAAUAUAGUGAUUGAUGUUAUUAUGUGUUAUUAAUUAUUGAGUUAUUAUAAUAAUAAUAAUAUUUGCCGACCCCCCAAAAAUAAAGUAUGCCGGCUGGAAUUAAACCGUUGGAAAAGUUCUUGAAGAAGCAGACCUCGGCUCUGAGCCGCGCGGGGGGCUUCGGGGAGAAGGGGGGGAGCGGGGGACCCCGAAGGAGAUCCAGCGUCUCCCGCGUCCUUCCCUUCUUCAGGGACCUGUCACCGGAGUCAGCCCAGCCGCCGCAGGAGGUGUUCAGCCCGGACGCGGACGAGGCUCCGUCCUGGCCGCCAGGGUCUGGAGCUCCCGCUCCCGCCGCCGCCGCCGCGGCGUCCUCGUCCUCCUCCCGCUCCGACUCGCGGAGCCCCUCGCUCUCGAGCGACGAGCAGGGCGCCCCCGAGGGCAGCCUCGAGACCCCAACCGCCACUGCCGCCUCGGGGGGGCCGCCGCUCGCGCCGGACACACCUGAGAACCUGGUGCUCGCGCUGCUGGACGGCGUCACGGGGAGCAAGAGACAGGGCGGGAAGAGCGCGGAAAUCCUGCUUGAUGACUUCAUGCUCACUCACCCCAUUUUCCUCUCUGCAGACAAGCUGCAGCAGGUCCUCCUGCAGGAGUUCCGCGCUGACAGGAAGUCCCACGAGGGCUGGCGUAGGUUCGACACUGCGGACAGGAAGCAGGCCAUCCUGAGCGUGGCAUUCCGAUACCUCGAGACGUACCGCCACCUGCUGCAAGAGGAGGGGGAGAAAUCACAGGUCUUCCCCAAGGAGCUGUGUGUGUGUGCACUACAGGAUCUCACUGUGUACCCCGAGCUGGUGGAGGAGGUUCUCAAACUGCAGCGCUGGACUGAGACCCUACAGGACCAGGCUCUGGAGGAGAGCGACAGUAAGAAACCGGUCCGGCCGCUCUUCAGACACUUUCGUCGGGUCGACGCCUGCCUGCAACCCAGAGAGGCCUUCCGGGGCUCCGACGAGAUUUUCUGCCGUGUGUACACCCCCGAUCACUCCUACGUGACGAUCCGCAGUCCUCUGUCCUCCAGCGUGCAGGAGAUCCUGGCUCUGGUCUCAGAGAAGCUGCAGUACAGCGGGGAGCAGGAGGGGCAGCAGGAGGCGAUGGUGCUGGUGGCAGUCACCUCGUCCGGGGAGAAGGCUGUUUUCCGCCCCAGUGAAGACUCUGUGUUCACCACACUGGGAGUGAACACUCACCUGUUCGUCUGCGAGCCCGCGCGACUGGGGACCCUGGUUCCCCUGCCAGAGGAGAUCCACUGGUCCCCUGGUGACAGCAGGCUGCACGACAUGAGCGCCGAGGAGGUGGCCAAUCAGCUGCUAGCGUUCGACUGGGAGCUCUUCAGCUGUGUGCAUGAGGUGGAGUUUGUGCGCUACGUGUUCCGUGGAGAGGAGGCUCGCUGGCGCCCCCUCAAUCUGGAGCUGGUACUGCAGCGCUGCAGCGAGGUCCAGCACUGGGUGGGCACUGAGAUCCUGCAGUGCCAGUCUCUGCCCAAGAGGGGGCAGCUGCUGCGCAAGUUCAUCAAGAUCGCAGUGCUGUGCAAACAGAACCAGGAUCUGCUGUCCUUCUUCUCUGUGGUGCUGGGGCUGAACAACCCAGCCCUGAGCCGACUGCGCCACACCUGGGAGGGGCUGCCCGGCAAAUUUAAGAAACAGUUCCAGCAGCUGGAGAGCAUCUCGGACCCCUCCCGAAAUCACAAGUCCUACCGGGACCUUCUCUCCAGCCUCAGGGCCCCCGUCAUCCCCUUCACCCCGCUGCUCCUCAAAGACUUGACCUUCCUUCACGAGAGCAGCAAGACUUUCCACGGGCCGCUGGUGAACUUUGAGAAGAUGCACAAGGUUGCAGAGAUGGUCCGGACCAUUAGGAGUUACAGGAGCCACCCACCCACUCUGGACACAGACUCCUCUCCCUCGUACCUGCAGGCCAAGGCCUUUGUCCGGCAGCUGCAGGUCAUCGACAAUCAGAACCUGCUCUUCAACAUGUCCUACAAACUGGAGCCCAAAGACACCUGAGACCCCCCCCGGACAGUGAUGUGUGUAACACAGAGAGAGAGAGUGUGUGUGUGUGGAUGUAUAUAUGUAAAUAUUUAAAAGACAAGGAGUCUAUAUUUUGUGUACAAAGCAUAUGAAAAGAUAGCAAAGUAUGUGUAUAUAUAAAAAAUAGGUAGAAUUUUUUUUUUCUUUUCUUCCUCCAUUCCAGUUAAACCGUAUCCCUGACUCGCCCUGUUUAAUUUUUGUUUUGUGAUCCUUUGAUAAUAAACUCAGUCAUGCAGACAGACGCUUCGACUGAGGAGGGUGAAGAGACCAGAGAGUUACAUCAUCUGCAUUAACACAGCAGUGCUGCUGUAGUAGGAGGGCCUUGAUAAAACUUCCCCACACUAAAGGCAUAGCAAAGUGUAAUGAAGCACAGUGACAGCAUUGUAAAGCAUAGAGAGGCAUAGUAAAGCAUAGGGAAGCAUUGUAAAGCAUAGGGAAGCAUUGUAAAGCACAGAGAGGUCUGGUAAAGCAUAGGGAAGCAUUGUAAAGCACAGAGAGGUCUGGUAAAGCACAGGGAAGCAUUGUAAAGCACAGAGAGGUCUGGUAAAGCAUAGGGAAGCAUUGUAAAGCACAGAGAGGUCUCGUAAAGCAUAGGGAAGCAUUGUAAAGCACAGAGAGGUCUGGUAAAGCAUAGGGAAGCAUUGUAAAGCACAGAGAGGUGUGGUAAAGCAUAUUAAAAACCAUGACAGACUGGUAAAUGCAUGGUAUAAGCAGGGGGAAAGCAUUUGGGGGGGGGGGGGGGGGGGGUGCUGUUAUGAGGGCCUCUUGUCACGCCAGUCCUGUUUGUUGCUUUGCUUGGUUUGUUUCACAGCAGCCUGCACCAGAUUGUAUUCAUUGUAAUUAUACCGCUGGGGGUCACUUACUUUUUUUUUUUGAUUUUUUUUUCAAAAGUAAUACAUUGUAAUGAGUUACAGUAACUUGUAACUGCAGCAGAUUACUGUUUAAAAUUAACUUCCUCAGAUCUAACUGCCCCCCCCCCCCCCCCC